CUUCGUUGGAAGAAACACUUUGACACUUCGCUAACUUCUUGUGCAGAUCACAAUGAGGUCGCUGGCUCUCCUCAUCGCUCUCAUCGUUGGGGCUUCAGCUCAGCACUACCCGAAUUUCAAGGAUGGUCGGAACGUGAUCGUUCACCUCUUCGAAUGGCCGUGGAAUGACAUCGCCGAGGAAUGCGAGAGAUUUUUGGGGCCUUACGGAUUCGGAGGGGUGCAGAUCUCACCCCCUAAUGAACACAUCUCUGGUAGUCAGUGGUGGACCCGGUACCAGCCUGUCACGUAUUACCUGAACAGCAGGAGUGGUUCCGACUCCGAGUUCCGAUCCAUGGUCAAUCGCUGUAACAAUGUCAAUGUUAACAUCUACGCCGACGUCGUCAUCAACCAUAUGGCUGCUUGGAAUUACGAUUUUCCCGGUGUGCCAUUCGGUAGUAACGAUUUCAAUGUUCCACUUGGGCGCUGUCCUAGUGGCAAUGGCGAGAUCGGUAAUUAUGGAAAUGUUGAAGAGGUGAGAAACUGCAACUUGGUAGGACUCAACGACCUACAGACUGGCUCAGAAUACGUACGAGGAAAAAUUGCUGAUUUCCUGAACAGCAUGGUUAACGCUGGUGUUGCCGGGUUCCGCGUAGAUGCAGCAAAGCACAUGUGGCCUGGAGAUCUGAGCAAUAUUGUCAGCCGACUCAAUGGAAACCCAUACAUCUUCCAAGAAGUGAUCGACCAAGGUGGCGAGCCUAUAACGGCUGGUGAAUACGCUGGUAUAGGAGACGUCACUGAAUUCAAGCACUGUGGCCACAUCUCCGACCUCGGCCGCUGCUCAAACAACCUUGCAAACUACCAAAACUUUGGUGAGAGCUGGGGCAUGCUGAACUCUGACGCCGCUUUUGUCUUCGUCGACAACCACGAUAACCAAAGAAACCACGGAGGCGGUGGAAACAUCGUUACUCACACAGACCCCGCUAGUUACAAACGAGCUGUGGCUUUCAUGCUUGCCUGGAACUACGGUACGAAGAGGAUCAUGAGCAGCUUCAGCUUUGAUGGCGAUACCGAUAGGGGUCCACCUGGAAACGGUCCUAUAAUCAACGGUCAAGGUACUUGUGAUGGUGGCUGGGUGUGCGAACAUCGCUGGCGUCAAAUUCGUAACAUGGUUGGCUUCAGCAAGCAGGCAGGAGGACACGGUGUCGAAAACUGGUGGUCCAACGGCAACAACCAGAUCUCCUUCUCCAGAGGUAACCAAGCCUUCUUCGCAAUGACAUGCGAAGGCUCAAUGUCAAGGGACUUCACUACUGGACUGCCCGAUGGAAACUAUUGUGACGUCAUCAGCGGAGAUCCCACGGACAGUGGCUGCACAGGAAUGUACGUUACGGUGAGUGGCGGAAAUGCUCACAUCACGGUACCUUCUGGAGAAGACUCCAUGGUAGCUAUUCAUGUAGGCGCUAAGUCAGGUGGUGGUAACGGAGGUGGGGGUAAUAACCCAACCUCAUCCCCUCCAGAAGACAACGUAACCUCUCCGCCAGGUACUUCCCGCACCAUUAUCUUCAUCCGUAAGGAAACUUCCUCUGGUCAAGAUAUGUUUAUCCAAGGUGGAAUAGGUCACGAAAGACGUCAAGGCUGCACCAGCAACGCCGACAGCAGUGCCUGCGCUAUCCCUAUCACCCACAGAACCGGCGGGUCCGAUCAGACCCUUAAUGACCUAAGGAGGGCGACGACUAUCUUGACUGGUAUAGUUCUGAGAGCGACCAGAGUUCCGAGGCCCCGGGAUCACCUUUAGUCUGGACAACCAAUAAUGCCAAUCACGGCAGUACGGUCGACCAGCAAGGCUACGGUUAUUUUCCCCUCAACCAGUGGGGUGACCAUUACUGGAUGCUCGACGUCGACAUGGACUGCAGUAAAACGGAGGACGGUUGGUUCGAGCUCAAGGGAUACGUUAAAGGAGGCCAGGGCUGGGAAAGCGAUCGUGCCCAGGGAUCUUGCAGUGGAUCUGCAGGAGGCUCAAAACCCUAUAGCUCGUCUAACCACUUCGGUCGCUGUGGAUUCAUCAACAAGUUUGACUUCGAAAGCAACAGUUGUGAAAUGAAUUACUUUUAAAUAGCAAGGGCAAAAUGAAUACAGGCCUACUGUUCAGGCCUUACUCCUUCUUAAACCAAGUAUCACAAUAUGGUUUUUAAUCAAAUACUUAAAGACACCGAUCUUGAGAAACGAAACUGAAAAUUAAUAAUGGUUCUGAUAUCCUCACUUUGAAAAACAAAGAAAACCAAAGAAAAGUCCAUUCCAUCAGCAAAAAUGUUUUCCGUUAUGGUGAUGAAUACUCAAAGUAAUGAUAUAAUAUUGGAUCUAUAUGAAAUACAUUAUUAUCCUCAUUACACGUACUCCAGAAAGUGCAUGCCCUUGCAAUAAAGACAAAUACUUGAAAUUUAAAUC
Strongylocentrotus purpuratus (purple sea urchin) is the source of this 2421-nucleotide messenger RNA. Its product is annotated as alpha-amylase. The transcript has 5 exons. Gene Ontology annotation, molecular function: cation binding; alpha-amylase activity. Lineage: Eukaryota; Metazoa; Echinodermata; Echinoidea; Camarodonta; Strongylocentrotidae. Gene Ontology annotation, biological process: carbohydrate metabolic process. Bases 53 to 1771 code for a protein of 572 amino acids. The record is from RefSeq and is a predicted model, not a curated record.